Eremomyces bilateralis CBS 781.70 is the source of this 718-nucleotide messenger RNA. RefSeq names its product DUF1748-domain-containing protein. The coding region runs from base 73 to 303 and encodes 76 amino acids. The record is from RefSeq and is a predicted model, not a curated record. Gene Ontology annotation, cellular component: cytoplasm. The transcript has 4 exons. Lineage: Eukaryota; Fungi; Ascomycota; Dothideomycetes; Eremomycetales; Eremomycetaceae.
CCCCAACUCCUUAAAUUGAAUCUCCUCGGUUUGGAUCCAUUGCAGACCUCUACCGGACUCCCUCUAUCAAUCAUGGUGCUCGGACGAAUCACCCACAUCGCUUUCGAUGCCGUAUUAGUCUCGGCCUUUCUUGCCGGAGUCAAGCGCUCGACCGGCCUUUCCCCUAGUUUCCGAUCCGAACACGUCUCGCAAAACACCGAAGUCCGAAAAUGGCUCGAUACCUAUCUCUGGGUCGGCGAGGUCGUCAUGGACCAGAGCGUCGCAUUCAUGAGCACGAGCAGUUAUUUCGAGCGGAAACGAUAGUCUGCGAUGCAACGUCAUCACUGGGCUUCGAUCCUGGUUUACCAUGACGAGCGUAUUGACCUUGGAUCGUGCGCACAUGUUCCUGUGUCGUUGUCUAUACCUCCUGGCGUUAGGAAUUGGUGGGUCGGACUAUGUCUGAGGAUUGGGAUGCGUUGCAGCUAUUGUCAAUGACAUCGGGCGUCUGGAUCAUGUCUCCCAACCUGGUUUGUGGUGGAUUUAUACUCUCUUCUCUGUGGAGAACAUGGAGAACGACUGUUAUUUGAGAAUACAAUUGCAGGAGACCGCCAGACUCAGGCAAUCCACUGAAUGCAAAUCAAAAGAGGUGUUUCAUCAGUUAAGGAUUUCUGCAGCACAUUACCAUAUCCAGAUUUGAUUUGGUUUGGAGUCACGAGUCUCUCCUAAAGUGUAUCAUUCA